This is a messenger RNA of Rhopilema esculentum, 4112 nucleotides long. RefSeq names its product rhodopsin, GQ-coupled-like. Lineage: Eukaryota; Metazoa; Cnidaria; Scyphozoa; Rhizostomeae; Rhizostomatidae. Gene Ontology annotation, molecular function: G protein-coupled receptor activity. Gene Ontology annotation, biological process: G protein-coupled receptor signaling pathway. Gene Ontology annotation, cellular component: plasma membrane. The record is from RefSeq and is a predicted model, not a curated record.
CCGUAUUUUGACUCUGCUUCAACUACAUCCAGAAUCAUUUUUCAAAUUGAUCUGGCAUAGUUGAAAAAUCUAACACAACGUUGACCUUGAAUGCUUUUUAAAGUGCAUUCUGGGUUUUGCAUACUCUUUGCAUUCGUCCGUUAGCAAAGAAGCAUUUACAAUGAUAUACCAUUCCCAGUCGAGUACAAAAAGCACGUCAAAAUAUUGUCUAAAGAAAACGACGAUAAUGUUUCUGCUUUCAAAUUCCCUUGACUCUGGUGUUGGGUCUUGAGCUUACAGUGCAGGAAGUUGCGUUCGUUAUUGUUGUCAAUUUUAUCAACAAAACCUACAAUCACUGCCAAAAGUCUUGGAACACUAACGUAGGUUUUCAAAGGCAAAUUCAGCCACCCCCCUUUCCCCCUCGGAACAAUGCUGAUUUACUAUAGAAAAAUGAAAGGGGUUACGGAGCAUGUUUUUUCUUGUAGUUUGUUUGAUACUUCUCUUUACUUUUGCCUUGAAGCUUUAAAUUUAGCCAUUCUAGAAAUGUGAACUAGUACUUACAACAUGUUUAAAGUUAGAAAGUCUUGAAUCUUAAAUCUAAAAGAAUCUAAAAAUAAGUGUUUUGUUGUGAUACGAAUCGAUUUAUUCCCUUGCAACUAAGCGCUUUCUACUAGCUAUUGGAUAAUUCUUAGCAGACGAAAGCAAACAGAACCAGCUGAGUUCCAGCAAGAAUAGACAAACUAACCAGUCUGGCCUCAAUACCCUGAUUCCAAACAGCAUAUCAAUUAUUGCCAUCAAGCCAACCAAAUUCACUUUGAUAAGAGCUCAACCUUUUUCUUUUACCCUGUGCAUAGUAAAUUUUUUAUAAAAACUGAAUUACAAACUCCAUUGUGAAACAAACAAUAACAAGAAGAAUUUCAUGAAAACGCAAGAAAACCAACAAUAAAAACGCAGGAACAAGAAGACACUGAAAAAGCUUCGGAGUCCAAAGCAAGUACAACCUCGUGAAGUGAUGAUCAUAAUCAGAAAGGUAUUACUAUUCAGCCAACAAUACAAAAGAUUCCCCAACAAAGCAAGUUGUAAAGGAUUAAAAGUGAGGAAGCGCCACCCAAGUACACCCUGUUGAAGCUGAAGCACACCAUAACAGAUGAAAAUUGUCCCAUCAUGCAAAAUUAGUAGGUAAAUUAAAGGGUCAGCUGGUUUUCCUCGGACAAGGAACUGAAAGGUUUCGAUGCAUAGUUUGCCCACUACCUAAUUCAUAAUAGAUAGCCACCUGCAAAGAUAACAUCAAUUUCAAACGAAGUCAUCGAUAUAUUUUGGCUUUGGAUUAGCUAAGUUGCUCAAGUCAUGGCGUGUGUGAAUAGCGUGGAGCCCUUGACAGAACCAACCCGAAUCAUACUAAGUUUCUUCAACACAGCCAUUGCACUUCUGGCCACAUUGGGUAAUGUGUCUGUCUGUUAUGUGUUCCUGAGCAAUCGGAGUCUGCGAACAAGAUCGAAUUGCUACUUGAUUUCAAUGGCGAUCACCGACUUACUAGUUGGCACGGUAUUAGAACCAUUGUUUAUUGCUCAAUUUGCUUCUAAGGAUCUGGCUCAAAACUGCAACUUGAAUGCGACAAGACGAUUCACAACAGCAGUGCUGACAGGAGCGACAAUGGGCACGAUUGCGUUGAUCAGCUAUGAUCGCUUUGUCCAUUUGUCAAAAACAGUGCAUUACAACAACUACAUGGGGAAAACUAAGGUUGCAGUUCUCAUUGGUAUAACGUGGGUUCUUCCGAUCGUCAGCACUUUUUUGAGAUACAUCGGAGACAAAGAAAUAGUAUACAGUGCAAGUAUUUUUGUGUAUGCACUAAUCAUGGUGGCAGUUACCGUUGUUUCUUAUAUCAGCAUCUUCAAAAUAGUCAGAAAGACGAGAAAUCAGAUCCGCAAAGAAGUGUCAAGUGAUGUCACCGAGCAGCGACAAACGGGGCGACUUCAACGAAAAUCAAAUACCGAUGGAAAAGUAUUGAAAAUGGUGUCGAUCGUUGUUGCUUGCUUUUUCAUCUUUAUUUUCCCAAUAUCCAUUUUCCAUUUCAUAGCUGCGUCAUCAAAAUUGCUGGCAAAAAAAGACGUCGCAUCAAACCAAGAUCAGCCAGACAACCAGAUGGUUCUGCUCUAUUCUAUUGCAAUGACAAUUUCAAUGGCGAAUUCAAUCGUCAAUCCAUGUAUAUACUACUUUCGUCUGCCUGAGUUUCGACGUGCAGCCAGAAGAACAUUGGAUAGCAGAUUAGUUGACAGUAGACAUUGAGCUGUGGUAAAAUGUAAAAGUCUGGGUAGAGUUCAAAUGUAGCGGUAGACUGAAAUUAAACGUUUCGCUCAAAAUCUCUCCCUUCAACAAUGCCUUUCUAUAUGAUUACCAGACCAGAGAAUGACUGUUGUCAAAUUGAUUCCUGUCAUGUAGUUAAGUGGGUAACUAAGGAAAAAACCUAACUUUUGGGGUAAUGGGCGUGCGGUGUCGGCUAAAUUUCCUGACACUUGAGUAACAGCGUUCUAAGGACUUUUGAAUGCUUUUGUAUACUGAAUGGUGACAGCCUAACACAAAUUUGGUGAUAAGCCGCAAACAGUCCUUCAACUAGGAGCCUAGCUAGGGAGGGUAUUUAAGGGGUGUGACACCCCCAAUUAUUCACGAGGUUGUCGGUAAAUCUUCAGCUGGUCCAUAAAAUCUUUUGUUGGUCGGUGAAAUCGCCUAUCUUUAGGUGAAAAAGCACAUAAUUUAUUAAGCUAUGUCUCUAUAGGUAAAUUCUAAUUUUGAUGACCCCUUAGUUUGGAAAGCCAAGCUACGCCUCUGCCUUCAAUCACGUACACGUGUUUGUAAGCAGUACUCAUUGGGUUGAACACUGUCUACCUAUAACCUCAAUUUCAACUAAACAAAACCUCCACAAAUUCCAUGCUCAAAUAACCAUCUGGUCAGCUCUGCGCAUACAUAAGUAAGCUGCAAACACCUGGCACGCUAAUAUUUGUGUAAAAAGCAAACUACUUUCAGGUAUUUCGGUUUUUACCUGAUCGGACAUAUUGUAAACCUUUGAGGGCUUGUUAAUAUGAGCAAAUUUAUCCCAUCUCUAAGCCCAUAAUCUGGCAGGUGGGAUGAAAUCAUCGAAUGUUUAUAUGCAGAUUCUAUCCCACCUUCCAGCUGUAAAUGGAGAAAAUCAUCUCAUCUUCCAGCCUGAUUGCUGACAAAUGGGACAAAAUUUGAUGGCGUGUAUAUGAGUAUUUCAUCCCACCUUCCAGCUUAAUAGGAACCUUCAGUCAUUAAUAUGGAAAAAUUUCACCCCUUCCAAGUGGGAUCCCACCUAUCAUGCAGGGUGAUUCACCUAACCGGGCUGGCUCGUUUGCCAUGUAUAAACAAGCCCCAAAUCAUCAGCCAGUUGAUUUACUCGUAAAGAGCUUUGUGAUAGUAUGGCACUUUAUACAAAAAAACCCUUUCAAGCAGAUCUUUGGAAUUAAUAACCAGUACGACGACAAAGAAAAAGACACCAUGUAUUCGUCAACUUCUUGCUACAUCAUAGACAAUUCCAAUUAAGACAUUAAGACCAUUCCAUUAAGACAGUUCCAAUUUAGGCAAUUCAGUUACGACAAGUCCAUUACUUUAAAUCAAAUAACGUUUCGACUCUGGCUAGAGGCAUCUUCAGUAUAAUUACAGGCGAGAAAAAAUCAACUUAAAUACGAAAGAGCUAAACAAAGGGGAUGGAAUACAAUCAUAGAAGGAAAAGGAAGACAAGAAUGAAUACAAUAAUUAACGGGUAUACGAUGAAUCAUCGAUAGUGCGGACAGCAGCUGGACACUUUUAAAUGUCCGCCAGUGUCUGGAAGUUUCGGCCUUAUCUCCUUAGAAAGGAAGUAAAAUGAAAAAGGGAGCAUAGCAACAAGACAAAUAAAGAUAAAAGUUUCAUUAAAUAGAUAAGAGACAAGAAAUGCAGCAUUAGAUAAAAAGCAACUUUUCUGUUACAAAAAGCUUGAAGAAAUACGUCUUAUCAAGCCAGUCAACCUGCACUCUGUUUUAUAAGAACAAUUUUUAAGGAGUACGAGCCACAAAAUUGGUAAAAAAUACGAAAAAAUUGAGAACAAACUGAGGCUGAGGUAAUGUAACUUACUGAGG